Acanthosepion pharaonis is the source of this 1104-nucleotide messenger RNA. The record is from the annotation of a GenBank genome assembly. Lineage: Eukaryota; Metazoa; Mollusca; Cephalopoda; Sepiida; Sepiidae.
AUGUCUACCUCUUUCAAAAUAAUUCUCUUCUCCUCCUUAAUUUCUUUAUUUCUUUCUUUCUCUGCUCACCAUUCUUUUUCUUUUCUUCAUUUUUCUCUCUCACUCUCAUCCCUCUCUCUCUUUCUCUCUCUCUUUCCCCCCGCUACCAUUUUCGUUUUCUUCUAUAUUUCCACUUUCUCUCUCACCCUCUCCAUUUCUUUCUCUCUCUCUCUUUUCUCACGCUCUCUUUCUUUCUCCCUCUCAAUUUCUAUUUCUCGCUUCCUUCUUUUUUCCCCUCUCCCUCUCUCUCAAUUUCUCACCAGUUCCUUUUCUACCCCUUCUCUCUUUCACUAUUCUCUUCUCCUGCCCUCCUUAAUUUCGCUCCAUAUUUCUAUUUCUUUCUCUGUCUCUUUCUGUUUUCUUCUCUCUCUCUCUCUUUCUCUCGCUCUAUGUUCCCUUCUGCUUCCCCCCUCUCUCUUUCUCACGCUCUCAGUUCCUUUCUGCUUCCCCCUCUCUCUCUCUUUCUCACGCUCUCAGUUCCUUUCUGCUUCCCUCUCUCCCUCUCUCUCUUUCUCACGCUCUCAGUUCCUUUCUGCUUCCCCUCUCAGUUCUCUUUUCGCUCUUUCCUUUCUCUUCCCCCUCUCUCUCUUUCUCACGCUCUCAGUUCCUUUCUGCUCUCUCCCCCUCUCUUUCUCUCUUUCUUUCUGCUUCCCUCUCUCAGUUCCUUUCUGCUUCCCUCUCUCUGUCUCUGCUCCUUUUUCUUCAUCUCUCUCAAUCUUCUUCUUCUUCUCUCAGUUCCUUUCUGCUUCCCUCUCUCUUCUUCUUUCCUCAGUUCCUUUUCUUCUCUCUCUCUCUCUUUCUCCGCUCUCAGUUCCUUUCUCUCCCUUUCUCUCAAAUUUUCUUCCUUUCUGCUUAUUCUUUUCUCUUCCUUUUUUUUUUCAAUCUUCUUCCUUCUCCUCGUUAUUUCCUCUUUCUUCCUCUCUUUUCUAUCCCCUCUCUAUCAUUUUCUUUAUCCCUCCCUCGUUAUUUCUUGUGGUAUCUCUUUCUUCUCUUUUUUUUUUAUCACUCUCCGUCUUUUCUCUUCUCUCCUUCUUUCUCUCUCUCUCGCGUUCUAUGCGUGUGUAA